UGCCAUGGCGACGGCCGCUCGUCGACGCUUCUGCCGCUGCGCCUGCUUCUGCUCUCAGAACCUGUACGUGGCGCGCUACGGGCUGCACCUGCGCUUCCGGGACGAGCAGCAGUUGCGCCGUGACUAUGGCCCGGUGAGCGGGGGGCGCAGGAGGGGCCCGGACACCAGGACUGGCUUUGCCCGAGGCCUCUCGCUGCAGCAUGGCAGCUCCCUAGGAACCUGAGAACACGCGUGCCGAGUGCGCUGGACAGAAGUUUUCAGACCUAUCGAUGAUCCUGUCACGUCAUCUCCGUGACAGCGGUGGGGGGGCGCUGAGGCUCAGAGAUGUUUAUUGACAGGGUGACAUAGCCCUGCUAACUGACCUUUCUGCUCGCAGCUCCUGCGCAGCCGCGGCUGCGUCAGUUCCAAGGACUUCCAGCAACUCUUGGAGGAGGUCCUGGCCCAGGAGAGAGAUUGAGAAAGACCAAAUUGCCCCCAGCGUCCCCUUCUCACCAGCUGAGUGGCAUGGUCAGGGCCACCACCCCCAUUUCAGCUAUCAGGACACCUUGACACCCGCAGAGAACUCUGGCAGGUUCAGAAGUAUAGGCAGACUUGCCUUCCAGCCUGGGUCCCACUUUGGCCUUCCUGGACUUCAGUUUCUUCUCAUGGCGUUGGAGGUGGGUGGUCCCAGUUGUAACUGCCUUUGCUGUUCCAGCUUGAGCAGGAGGUGGGGCGCCGGCGCAGGCUGGGGCAGGAAUCAGCUGCCAGAAAAGCCCUCAUUGCCAGCACCUACCACCCAGCGAGGCCUGAUGUCUACUGCUCACUGCAGGUACUAGGCCGGCCUGGGAGCUUGGAGGAUGCUGCCCUGGUGGGGUGCUGGACUUUCCACAGCUGCCCCCGUUCUGCCCCAGGACGCGGCUCUGGCCCCUGAGUUUGUGGCUGCAGCUGAAUACAGUGCAUCCCCCGGUGCAGGCCUUGAAGGCCUUCUCCAGCAGCUGGAGAUAGUGUCAGAGGAGAAGCGCAUCUACCGGGUGCCUGUGUUCUCGGCGGAGUUCUGCCAGGCCCUGCUGGAGGAGCUGGAGCAUUUCGAGCAGUCGGACAUGCCCAAGGGAAGGCCCAACACCAUGAACAACUAUGGGGUUCUGAUGCACGAGCUGGGCCUAGAUGAGCCACUGGUGACACCACUGCGGGAACGCUUCCUGCAGCCACUGCUGGCCUUGCUGUACCCGGAGUGUGGUGGGGGCCAGCUUGAUAGCCACCGGGCCUUUGUGGUCAAGUAUGCGCUGGGCCAGGACCUGGAGCUGGGCUGCCACUACGAUAAUGCCGAGCUCACCCUCAAUGUGGCUCUGGGCAAGGCCUUCACAGGGGGUGCCCUAUACUUUGGGGGCCUCUUCCAGGCACCUGCAGCCCUGAUGGAACCCCUUGAAGUGGAUCAUGUGGUGGGCCAGGGUAUCCUGCACCGUGGUGGCCAGCUGCAUGGGGCUCGGCCCCUGGGCACCGGAGAACGCUGGAACCUUGUCAUCUGGCUCCGAGCAUCUGCUGUUCGAAACCGCCUCUGUCCUAUGUGCUGCCAGAAGCCAGAGCUGGUGGAUGAUGAGGGCUUCGGUGAUGGCUUCACCCGGGAGGAGUCUGCCGUGGUAGAUGUAUGUGCACUGACUUGAGCCUGGUCCCCCAGGGGUGGUGGCGCCAUGGCAGCAGGAAACUGCCAGCUUGUGUGGGGAGGGCAGAAAUAAACUCUAUAGCCAUGUCCCUCCUUGGGUCAAAGGGACACGCUGACUCCCCGGUCACUCUUUGGACAGAUGAGCUGUCUUAGGGCAGAACUGCUGGAAGACAAGUCGAGUUUGAGAUGUAAUAUUGAGAGUCGAGGAGUGUGGAGCAGGUUCAGGAAGGGAAGGAGCCCUAAAGAAUGUGAUUCCCAGUGAUUUCCAGUCUCAGCCUGAUCCCUGGGGAGCUCUGCCUGGGGUGGGGGACUCAGUUAGUGACUCCUUGGAUAGGGUGGCUCCCAGGGAUUUAAGUGGGGUUCAUUGGUCUGUCAGCAGUGCUGGCAAAUGGGGAGCCAGACUUUCUGGGUUCAAGCCUAUGCUCUGGCACGUCCUGCUGGGCAGCUCAGAAUUUGUUUGCAGCCUGGGUGUUGUGACGAGCUGACAUUUAUAAAAAGCACUUUAUAACAGCCCUUUGUUUCCUGUUGUU
Molecule: messenger RNA, 2169 nt
Organism: Chionomys nivalis (European snow vole)
Lineage: Eukaryota; Metazoa; Chordata; Mammalia; Rodentia; Cricetidae
Gene: Ogfod2
Product: 2-oxoglutarate and iron dependent oxygenase domain containing 2
Exons: 5
Coding region: 837-1640 (267 amino acids)
Molecular function (GO): L-ascorbic acid binding; iron ion binding; oxidoreductase activity, acting on paired donors, with incorporation or reduction of molecular oxygen
Source: RefSeq, a predicted model, not a curated record